Molecule: messenger RNA, 810 nt
Organism: Exophiala spinifera
Lineage: Eukaryota; Fungi; Ascomycota; Eurotiomycetes; Chaetothyriales; Herpotrichiellaceae
Exons: 1
Coding region: 1-810 (269 amino acids)
Source: RefSeq, a predicted model, not a curated record
AUGGCCGACAAUCACAAUGGCCGGGCCACGAUUCGAGAUCUGCUCACCCGCCCAAAAACCGCGACUAUUGAUUGCAUCGUGACCAGUGCAGCUAUGAACACGGCCUAUGCAAACUGGCCUGAAGUUCGCACAAUUACAAUAUGGGAAGAAUUCAACCUGGAGAAUAUCGACAGCGAACUUGGACAGAUUCUCGACGAGUCAUUGACGGGCACGCCGCUUCACCCAACUGGAUUCCCAUUACCAGACGGCUUUCAAGUCGACUCCCAGAGAAAUCUCUAUCCUUUGUUUGAACGAAAUGAAAGAGUAUUGCAGGAAACUAUACCUCAUGCCCGCCAACGUUUGAACCUCCACUUGGACAUGCAAUAUAGGAGCGACUAUACAACCCAGACUCACGCCAAUGCAAAAUUUCCCUUUAACAACGGACCGCCAUUCUUUCAACAUGCCAUUUGGCUCCAGCAUCAAGCUACGCUGAACAUUCUAGCUGGGUUAGGAAAGACGAGCAAGCAUUGGAGUGGCAGUGAGGUACGAGAAGGUCUCGCAAACGGAAACGGCCUCUCGCGGGGACUUCAGGCGCCGUUACGCCAGCUGGCGAACAUCUGUCUGCUUGGGAAUAUCAGACAUGGGUAUCUCCAGACUGACAAGGAGUUGGUGGUAUGUGAGUUCACAUUCAGCCUUGACAGGAAGUUCGAUGUUCGAUUCAUGCCAGUCAUGUGGUCCGUAACCCAGGGCCUCACAACAGACCUUGCGUUGUUCACCCUCUGUCUCCUCGCAAUGUAUGUUAUCUUUCAACGGACGCUCCACCCAUUAUGA